AUGGGCCGACAGCGGAGGUGCAAGUGGGCUCGGCCCUGGACCCUGCUCCUGCUUCUCUUAGGUCCCCAGCCCCUGGGGAGUCACAUCUGGGGUCCUGCAGAGAAAGAGGGAGAUGAUGAAGAGAGACUCUUGAAGAACUACCUCCCUGCCACCAUGGAGUAUGCCUUGCACAUGUACAACCUGACGAACCAGGGCAGGAACGCCUACAAAGUGGUGCGUGUACUGCGAUCGUGGAAGGAUCCUGUAGUGUCUGUCCAAAUCCAGGUGGACGUCGGCCUGGUGUUCUCCAUGGAGCUGGAGUUCACCUGAACCAGGUGUGGGAAAUUUGACGAAGACAUCGACAACUGUCCUUUUCAAGCAACUCCAGACGUGAACAAUUGUCGGGGGGAGGAGGCCCUGGAGAUCACAGGCCUGGCAGGGCAGAGUGACCCAGACGGACACUUUAUGAUCGCCGCUGACCCAUGGAGAACAAAGUCUAAAGUCCUGAACGACACCUGCUUGGAGGGCUCCGCUGAGUGA
Molecule: messenger RNA, 519 nt
Organism: Capra hircus (goat)
Lineage: Eukaryota; Metazoa; Chordata; Mammalia; Artiodactyla; Bovidae
Product: cystatin-9
Exons: 5
Biological process (GO): antimicrobial humoral response
Molecular function (GO): cysteine-type endopeptidase inhibitor activity
Source: RefSeq, a predicted model, not a curated record